Molecule: messenger RNA, 1329 nt
Organism: Petromyzon marinus (sea lamprey)
Lineage: Eukaryota; Metazoa; Chordata; Hyperoartia; Petromyzontiformes; Petromyzontidae
Source: RefSeq, a predicted model, not a curated record
UGGUGGACGGCGCGGGAAUACGUCAUCACGUAGCCCGCGCGUGACGUCACGCGUAUGGCGAUGAGGAAUUUGGGGGCACCACGAACCCGCUCGCAGUUGUUGGGCUUCUUCAUUCGCCGAACAGUCCCCCCCCCCUCCCAAACCCCUAGCUUCUCAGACCCUGCAGGGAAACAUUUUCUAGAGCACGGUCCCAGAAAACUCCAGCUGAAAUUCAUCUCCGGGAACUCUACAAUCGAAGACACUGCACUACGAAACGGUCGUGACAAACACACAGACCCAGGAAGGCGAGCAAUAGCAGUCCCUUCGGAGCGGUGGCUUUGUACAUGAGCAACAGCUCGUCGUCGUCGUCGCUCCUGCUGCCUGUGCACCACAAACCUCAUGCAGACAAACUCCUCAGCACUGCCCUGGUGCGCUCAGGCAUUGCGCCAGGGUCAGGAGCAGCGUUGUCAUGCUUUGGACACUGAGAAGGGUGAGUCGGUGUCUCUGGAGAGCAAGAAGCAGAACUUGAAGCAACACCUGCAAUGCCUGAAGACGAGCAGCAUCGAUUUAGACAAUCUUAACGGGAUUUACUUGGCCGUGGAUACAUACGCCACUCUCGAGGAGCGGCAGCAGUUGUCAGAAGUGCUCAUGCAGGAAGGUGGGGCAGAGAUGAUUAUGAGCGUGCUAUUGUACCUCUCGUCUGAGGGAAGACACAUCCCUGACUCCAGCCUCCGUCGCAUGGAAAUGGCCUUGUGGAUUUUGCAACGGUAUACGUGUGUCCAUGCACCGAUCAGACGGCGUCUGGUAGAAUGUGGUGCGGUCAAGUACCUGAUAAAGCUGUUGAAACAUUUGCGCCUAGAAGCAAGAUCCUCCAAUGCAGACGUGAGGUACAUAGUCCGAUCUACACUGGGUACACUUGCGAACAUCUGCCUGAACCUGGAGUUUAAGACGUGCUUCCGACAGGAGAAUGCUAUGGAUGAGAUAGUCGCUUACACCAAGCAAAGCGACAAAGUGUGUAAGUUGGACAGCCUUGCGGUACUGUCACGUAUAACCAACGAAGAUGAGGUGUAUCUGGUCAGUGAAGCUAUUGGUGCUAUAAACAUUCUGGUGGAGGUACUGAACGUUCCCACUUAUUAUGACUACACGCGCUUUGAGGGAAAGGUUUUCUACACUCAUAAGCUGUUCGCGAAUUUUACAUUCAUAUGCAUAGCAGGGGGUGUUUACAAGAAAACGAUAGAAGCUUCAGCACUUUCAGGACAGAGUCUGGAAAUAGUGGCAGUUGAGCAGGAGGAAUCAUCUGAUCCGAUGAUUUAAUGGCUGGACCAAAUUUAGUGAGUGCAUUUUUAUAAA